GUCUGCCCAAGAUGAGCGAAGCAGCCAAUGACGGAGGAAGAGGCACACUCCAGUCCCGCGCAGACCGCUAAUCGUACUGUCUACUUUGACUCAUUAUCCAUUGUCUAUGGAAGACUUAAGUAUCCGUGACUCGUGAGGUUUCGGGUCAACCGCCCAUGCUUGCGCCUGCUACAAUUACCCGGCGUCUUCCCCCUCUAUUUGCAUAUCAAAGAUCUUGGAUUCAUCUUGCAUUUUCGAUUCUCCUCGAUUUUGCUUAUUUAUCAUUUACUUUUCUCUUCCACCUGACUUUCGCAUACUUCUUGUCAACUUGUGUUGCCCCGCCCCGCCCCUCUUUUCCCUUUACACACUAUAUCCACCCACACACCGCCUCUUCCGCGAUGGCACGGUAUUCUCAGUUUGACUUCUACCAGCAAAAUCCAUCACCAUUAGAUGUUACGCCAUCAGAAGAGGAGGAGAUGAACGUGUUAGACGACAAGAUUUUGGACUCCACCUCUCCCGGACUCGCUGAUCCGCGACGUGCUUCAUACGACGAGGCCUACUCACAUCGGAAUUCAGUCUGGUCCAACUAUUCAGCCGGUUCCGAUCAGUCUCGUUCCAACUCGCAUCUAGGUCAGGCUGUUUUGGAUUCCGGCGUUCCCUUUAUGCCCGUUGACGGGGCCCACUACGCUCAACCAUGGUCUCUAUCCCGGAACGCUUCUGGUUCAUGCACUCCAACUGCCUACGAUCAGUAUCCAUCAGAAGCUGAGAGCAAUUCUGCUCCCUUUCAGGGGGGUGCGGUAGGGCCGGUCGGCUCCAUGUCCAUGGGUGCGGUGUCAUAUCGCGGCGCCAUGGGCUUCCAGCCGCCGGGUGGGGUCGCGAUGUCCCCGCAGUCUAGCCAAGGUUGGAUGCCGGCGCCUAUGGAUCUGUCCGAUGCGAACCCAUCUAAAAGCCUAUAUCGCAAUGGAUCACCGUUGACGAUUCGACGGGAUGGAAUUCGCAAGAAGAACGCUCGCUUUGAAAUCCCUGCCGAACGCACGUUGAGUAACAUCGACCAACUGAUCAAUCAGUCGACCAACGAGGACGAGAUCAAAGAGCUCAAGCAGCAGAAGCGGUUACUGCGUAAUCGUCAGGCGGCACUGGACUCACGUCAACGCAAGAAGCUUCACACCGAGAAGCUGGAGGAAGAGAAGAAGCAAUAUGCUCUUGCGAUGACCCAGAUGGAGGAAGUCGUCCAAAGACUGCAAAAACGAGAGGCAGAUCUGAUGCGUGAGCAGGAAAACUGGAUAGCUCAGCAGCAGCAGGUCACUCAGUACCUGGAAAACUUGCAUAUUGAGAAAGACGAGAUGAUCCGUGUACACACCCUGGAGACGGCCGAUCUUCGAAAGAAGAACAACAUCCUGAUGGAGACCGUCGAGAAGUUGGAGCGUGGGGUCAAGCCUGGCAUGGAAUCCCAUGGCGAGUUCGGCUUUGAGAAUAUGUCGAUGGAUGGCCAUCCAUGGGACGAGUUCUCCAUGCCCAGUGGACUCCCCAUGCAAGACCAGAUGCCUGCAUCGGGUCCAAUUCAACCCCACGCUCUGACCCAGGUAAACGAGAGAGCCGAGAAGCCCUCGAACUCGGAUUAUCCGUUCAGCUGGAAUGCCUUCUAUAUGUGUCUGCUUUUCGGUGCAUUCAUCGCUUCCAACAAUACCUCCCUGCCCGGCCGAAACCUUCCCCAACUGUCGGAAGAGUACCGCGCCGAGUCGGCUAAUGUCCUGAAAGCGGUACUAGCCUCAUCCCCGUCGGAUGCUACUCACUCCACCAACGCAGUGGCCGCCGCUGCUAGCGCUAGUGCCAGUGCAGCCAUGACCGGCAUGGACAUGGCCCAGAUGGGUGGCAUGAGUGGAUCCUCCACGCUAGACGAACUGCACGAUACGCUAGUCAUUCCGACCGAAGAGCAAGAGCGCGCACAGGUCUUUGCCAUGAAUGCGGAUCAGUAUAACUCACUGACAACCUUCGAAGGUGAAGGCAGCUUUAAGCCUCAGCCGCCUUCGGACUUGCAACAGGCACUGGCUGCUAUGCGCCACAAUGUUGCUCAGCAUUCACGGAUGCAUGAUGCCACCUCCAAUGUAUACACUAGGUCGCUGAUGUGGGAGCGAGUCCCACAAAAAGUGAUUCACGAUUUCCGUCGUAUGGUCCAGGAGUUUGGGGCUGCUCCGGUCAAGCAGGAGAUGGGCUUUCAGUCCGCUUGA
Penicillium pulvis is the source of this 2207-nucleotide messenger RNA. RefSeq names its product putative bZIP transcription factor. The record is from RefSeq and is a predicted model, not a curated record. Bases 156 to 2207 code for a protein of 683 amino acids. Gene Ontology annotation, molecular function: DNA binding; DNA-binding transcription factor activity. Gene Ontology annotation, biological process: regulation of DNA-templated transcription. Lineage: Eukaryota; Fungi; Ascomycota; Eurotiomycetes; Eurotiales; Aspergillaceae. The transcript has 2 exons.